AUGGGAUGGAUCAAAAUCAAUGUGGAUGGGGUGGCUAAUGGAAAUCCAAGGUCAGUUGGGUGCGGGGGACUGGCUAGGAAUCAUAUGGGUCUGCUAGUUUCCGCAGUGGCGCUCCCUCAAGGCACCCAGUCUAACCACUUUGCAGAGGCCAAUGCUACCCACAUUGGGUUACACAUGGCUAAAAGAGAAGGCUUUUGUAAGGUCUGGCUGGAGUGUGCCUUACUAAACACUAUCAAUUGUCUGAAUGGGUGUACGGAUCCUAGAUGGACGAUUGCUACUCUGAUCAAGGAUUGUCGAGAUAUAAUAAAUGAGUUGAAAAAAUUCAAAAUUUUGCACGUAUUUAGGGAAGGCAACAAAGCUACGGAUCUACAGGCCAAUAUGGUGGUGGGCUAUGUGGCAGCUAAAUGGUGGAGCAGUAGGGAUUCAUUACCAAAAAACUUGUGGGAGCUGGCUUGUGAUGAUUCCACCCAGUUUCAAUAA
Molecule: messenger RNA, 480 nt
Organism: Cryptomeria japonica (Japanese cedar)
Lineage: Eukaryota; Viridiplantae; Streptophyta; Pinopsida; Cupressales; Cupressaceae
Exons: 1
Coding region: 1-480 (159 amino acids)
Molecular function (GO): RNA-DNA hybrid ribonuclease activity; nucleic acid binding
Source: RefSeq, a predicted model, not a curated record